AUGAAUUCAAAUUCAUCUUCUAAACGUCGUUUUCAAUUUAAGAAAAUUGCGAAAAGUGCCAUUAAAGAUGUUUUUAUGGAAUAUGAAACACCAAAAUUAGUUGUCAUAAAUAAUCCAAAAUAUGCUACUUUACUUCGUAUUAUACAAAUUAUUAUUCUUAUUUAUUCUGUACUAUAUUUACUUAUAUAUGAAAAAGGUUAUCAAAAAGAAGAUACAGCACCUAUAUCAGCAGUAACACUUAAAGUAAAAGGUAUCGGUUAUGCUUAUACACCAGACAAUCAAACAAUAAUUAUUGAUGGAGCAGAUUAUAUUAUUCCACCAUCAGAAAAUAAUGCUAUUUUUAUCAUGACAAAUUUUAUUCGAACUGAUCAAAUACGAACUAAAUGCGCUGAAGCUACAAAAAUUAAAGGAGCAGUAUGUAAAAGUGAUAGUGAUUGUUCUAAUAAACCAUUUACACCAACUAUGAAUGGACGUUGGACAGGUCGAUGUUUAUUAUCACCAGAAACAAAUGUUCUCAAUCGGAUAAAAAAUAAUACAAAAACUCCAACUGGUUUAUGUGAAUAUGCAGGUUGGUGUCCACCAGAAGAUGAUCAAACAUCGACAAUGAUUGUUCAAGAAGUUCGUAAUUUUACAAUAUUUAUGAAAAACUUUAUUGAAUUUCCAACAUUCGAAGUUAAACAUAAAAAUAUGGUUGAUGAAUUAACUAAACCAUGUAUUUUUCAUCCAAAAACUAAUAAAGAUUGUCCAAUAUUUACUAUUGAUCAUAUAAUAAAUGAAGCUGAAAAAAAUUUAAGUGAACAUAGUUUAAUGUUACAUUAUGGUUGUGUUAUACGUAUGAAAGUUGAUUGGGAUUGUAAUUUAGAUCGAAAAAUAAAAUUAUGUAAACCUGAAUAUUCAUUUGCUCGUCUUGAUAUACCUUUUUAUGAGAAUCCAUUUUCACCUGGUUUUAAUUUUCGUUAUGCUACUUCUUGGAAACAAAAUCAAACAUAUGUUCGUGCAUUAACUAAAGCUUAUGGUCUUCGUUUAAUAAUUGCUAUUACUGGUAAAGCUGGAAAAUUUGAUUUUAUUACAUUAACUUUAAAUAUUGGUUCAUUAGUUGGAAUAUUUGGUUUAGCAACAUUUAUAUGUGAUAUUGCUAUACUUCAUUUAUCAAAAAAAGCACAUACUUAUCGGAAACAUAUCUUUGACACUGUUCAAUUGUCAGCACGUCCUGAUACUAUACUAGAAUUGGCAAAAAGACAUAUGAGAAGAGCUAGUAGAUUUCCAGUUCCCCCUUCAACUAUAGCAGAAGAAUCAUCAGCUGAAACACCUGAUGAUAUGCUAACAUCUCCAGAACAAGCCGUUACGAUGGAUCCAGAUAAUGCUAUGAAUUCGGAUCAAUAA
Molecule: messenger RNA, 1383 nt
Organism: Rotaria sordida
Lineage: Eukaryota; Metazoa; Rotifera; Eurotatoria; Philodinida; Philodinidae
Source: the annotation of a GenBank genome assembly